AUGGACACCGCCGGUGGCGCCUGUGCCUGUGCUGGCUUCUGCAAGUGCAAAGAGUGUAGAUGUGCAUCCUGCAAGAAGACCUACUGCCCCGAAAUCGAGAGACUUACUGAACAACUAGAAGAAAAGGAGAGAGAGACACAGCAGCUGAUGAGCCAGCCGCAGCAUGAGCGAGAGAAGGAAGUCGUCCUGCUACGGAAGAGCAUGGCAGAGGAGGAACGGGCCCGGGCCGCCUGUGACGUUCUAUGCCGCUCCUUGGCCAAGGAGACCCACCAGCUGCGGAGGACGCUGGCCGCCACUGCCCAUAUGUGCCAGCAUCUGGCCAAGCGCCUGGAUGAACAGCAGCAUGCCCAAGAUACGGGGGACAAAGGUCCCGACAGGCCAAAACAAACAGACGGGGACACCUCUGUCCAGAAUGUUAUUGAAAAGUUACAGGAAGAAAACCGACUGUUAAAGCAGAAAGUGACUCAUGUGGAAGACCUCAAUGCCAAGUGGCAGCGCUACGACGCCAGCAGGGACGAAUACGUGAGGGGGCUCCACGCACAGCUCAGGGAGCUGCAGACCUCCCAUGAGCCCGAGCUGAUGAGGAAGGAGAUCUCCCGGCUCAACCGACAGUUGGAGGAGAAGAUAAACGACUGUGCGGCGGUGAAGCAGGAGACGGCGGCCUUGCGGAUGGCCCGCGAUGCCGUGCUGGAGCGGGUGCAGAUGCUGGAGCAGCAGAUUCUCGCUUACAAGGAUGACUUCCUGUCAGAAAGGGCAGAUCGGGAGCGGGCUCAGAGUAGGGUUCAAGAACUGGAGGAAAAAGUCACCUCUUUGCUGCACCAGGUGUCCUGGAGAGAGGACUCCAGAGAGCCAGGUCCCUGCCGAGUUCAUCCUGGAAGCAAAACUGCCAAGUACUUGGAAACAGAUGCACUGGCGCUCCUGGUGCCCAGUGACUGGAGGCCUGGGCCUGGGUCUCAGCCGUUGGACCUUCCUGCGGAGGGCAGGCACCCCAUCGCGGCCCAGACAGGACAGGGGGACCUGCAGUGCCCGCACUGCCUGCAGUGCUUUGGCGAUGAGCAAGGUGAAGAGCUCCUCGGGCACGUGGCCGAGUGCUGCCAGUGAGCUGGAUCAACUCGGCCUGGUGGCCACUGCCCGGGACAGCCCCCUCAGGACGGGGCGGGUGUUUGAGAUGCAGUGGUUGAGCUCCGCUGAGCUCCAAGACCCGCACAGUGGAUCGGUCACUCUGAUCAUGCACCUUGGUGCCCCUUUGACUGUGGACCAGUCUGGGUCAGAGGGAACCGCCAGCGAGGCCGGAGGCAUCUGGUGGAGGGAGGUGCCGUGUCAUCUCUGCGUCGGGCCAAAGCCAGAGCAAGCUGGUGCUGGUGUGCCAGCCUCACCCAGCCUGCGCCUGGAGAUGCGGCAGCUGGCUAGAAAGGGGCGGCUGCCUGUGGGAGCCACUUCCGUGAUGCCCAGGGUGGAAGACCCAACCUGUUUUAUAGAGUAAGGUGUCCCCUCCCUGCCUCGGACCAGGAGGCUUGCACAGUGGAGUACUGCAGCUGUACGUCACACUAGGGGACCCACCCCUGGUCGCUGCAGAGCCACGUCUGCACUGGAAAACGUCAUAUUGUAAUAGCAUUUGUCAUGUAUCCAGAAGUUAAAGCACACGUGUUUUUAUAAUAAAUGUACUUACUACUGUGA
Messenger RNA from Carlito syrichta (Philippine tarsier), 1677 nucleotides. RefSeq names its product TNFAIP3 interacting protein 2 (gene TNIP2). The record is from RefSeq and is a predicted model, not a curated record. The transcript has 6 exons. Gene Ontology annotation, molecular function: K63-linked polyubiquitin modification-dependent protein binding; metal ion binding. Lineage: Eukaryota; Metazoa; Chordata; Mammalia; Primates; Tarsiidae. Bases 1 to 1101 code for a protein of 366 amino acids. Gene Ontology annotation, biological process: cellular response to lipopolysaccharide; regulation of transcription by RNA polymerase II.